GGAAUCCCUAAGACAACCCUGACUCCUCUAAAGUUUCCAGAAGCAGUCAGCUCUCAGUCCUGACGGCAGGAGGCAACGCACCGCCGGGCCAGUCUGCCAAUUUUCUCGGCGGCAGCUGAAGUGCCAGGAAUUCUUGGUGUUCCGUUCCUCGGGCACAACGCCGUCUGCACUUCUCGCCGCGUUGGGAGCAGCGUAAGUGAAGACAUCCAGGAUGGCUCAGGGAUCUGGGGACCAAAGAGCAGUGGGAAUUGCUGAUGCAGAGGAGAGUUCUCCAAACAUGAUCGUCUACCGCAAAAUUGAGGACAUCAUUACAAAGAUGCAAGAUGACAAGACAGGAGGUGUGCCCAUCAGAACAGUCAAGAGCUUCCUCUCCAAAAUCCCCAGUGUUGUCACAGGUACUGACAUUGUGCAGUGGCUUAUGAAGAACCUUUCCAUCGAGGACCCAGUUGAAGCAAUACACUUGGGAAGCCUUAUAGCUGCCCAGGGCUACAUCUUUCCAAUCUCAGACCACGUUCUUACCAUGAAGGAUGAUGGCACCUUUUAUCGUUUCCAGGCCCCAUACUUCUGGCCUUCAAACUGCUGGGAGCCUGAAAACACUGACUAUGCCAUCUACCUCUGUAAGAGGACAAUGCAGAAUAAAGCCAGGCUGGAAUUGGCAGAUUAUGAAGCGGAAAACUUAGCAAGACUCCAGAGGGCCUUUGCAAGGAAGUGGGAAUUCAUCUUUAUGCAAGCAGAGGCACAAGUCAAGAUUGAUCGGAAAAAGGACAAGACAGAAAGGAAAAUUCUGGAUAGUCAAGAACGGGCCUUUUGGGAUGUCCACAGGCCAGUGCCAGGCUGUGUGAACACAACAGAAAUGGAUAUCAGAAAAUGUCGUCGCUUGAAGAACCCGCAAAAGGUUAAAAAGUCAGUGUAUGGCGUGACUGAAGAGUCCCAGUCGCAAAGUCCUGUGCACGUACCCAGUCAGCCAAUCAGGAAAACCAUAAAAGAGGACAUCCGGAAACAGAUAACAUUCUUGAAUGCACAGAUUGACAGACACUGUUUAAAAAUGUCCAAAGUGGCUGAAAGCUUAAUUGCUUACACGGAACAGUAUGUGGAAUAUGAUCCUUUGAUCACACCAGCUGAGCCAUCCAAUCCCUGGAUCAGUGACGAUAUCGCUUUAUGGGACAUAGAAAUGAGCAAAGAGCCCAGCCAGCAGCGGGUAAAGAGAUGGGGCUUCUCUUUCGACGAAAUAUUGAAGGACCAAGUGGGGCAGGACCAGUUCCUACGAUUCCUGGAGUCCGAAUUCAGUUCAGAAAACCUCAGGUUCUGGUUGGCUGUCCAGGAUCUCAAGAAGCAACCCCUACAGGAUGUGGCCAAGAGGGUGGAAGAAAUCUGGCAAGAGUUUCUGGCUCCAGGGGCCCCGAGUGCAAUCAACCUGGAUUCUCACAGCUAUGAGAUAACCAGUCAAAACAUCAAAGACGGAGGGAGAUACACAUUUGAAGAUGCCCAGGAACACAUCUACAAGCUAAUGAAGAGUGACAGCUAUGCCCGCUUCCUCCGGUCAAAUGCUUACCAGGACUUGCUGCUGGCCAAGAAGAAGCCAGAAAGUGAGCAAGGUCGUAGAACUUCCUUAGAAAAGUUCACUCGCAGUGUGUGCUGCUGGCGCAGAGUCAGAAUGGCCGCUGCAUUUCACCCCCGAGGUGGCUUCCUUCCAGCAGUGGGGAAAGUCACUGGCGGGCAAGCGCCUCACCGGCCUGAUGCAGUCCUCCUGACCGUUCCCACUGCAGGGCCAGAGCCCGGGCCCAAGGACCACACGGGCAGGCGGCGGCGCUCCACAUCCGCGGACAGAGUUUCCUUACGGGGAGAUCUGGUCACUGUGAAAGAGAAAGAAUGAGGGCAUCAACGGGCCACAGUGGGGAGACUCGGUGGGUGAACAGGGAGACCAGAAAGGAGUCCACAGAGCCUGGGGUCAGCCAGGUAGAGGCCCCUGUU
This is a messenger RNA of Manis javanica (Malayan pangolin), 1971 nucleotides long. It is a transcript of the gene RGS6, whose product is annotated as regulator of G protein signaling 6. The record is from RefSeq and is a predicted model, not a curated record. NCBI's taxonomy places the organism in Eukaryota, Metazoa, Chordata, Mammalia, Pholidota, Manidae. Gene Ontology annotation, cellular component: cytoplasm; neuron projection. Gene Ontology annotation, biological process: intracellular signal transduction; regulation of G protein-coupled receptor signaling pathway; G protein-coupled receptor signaling pathway. Gene Ontology annotation, molecular function: GTPase activator activity.